Molecule: messenger RNA, 984 nt
Organism: Fusarium coffeatum
Lineage: Eukaryota; Fungi; Ascomycota; Sordariomycetes; Hypocreales; Nectriaceae
Exons: 2
Coding region: 1-984 (327 amino acids)
Biological process (GO): ribosomal large subunit biogenesis
Cellular component (GO): preribosome, large subunit precursor
Source: RefSeq, a predicted model, not a curated record
AUGACAUCAAAUAAACCAACCUGUUCCCUUUGCGACGUGUCUUUUGACAAUAGUCAAGAGCACAGGGUCCAUGCAAAGAGUGAAGAGCAUAUCACUGCUCUGAGGCAACGCGCCGCUGCUUCGGGACUACUAGAAACAACAAUUGAUGAUGAUGAUACCUACUCCAGUCAAAGAAAUAAGACAGGAGUCAAGUCCCCAGAGGGAUCCGACAGCGAAAAGGACUCCGGCACUGAGGAUGAUGCCGCGCAUGAUUCGGCGCCGGAUUUCCAGUCCACUCAAUGCAUCAUCUGCACCCACACCAGCCAAACCUUUGAUGACUCCCUUCAACACAUGGAAACAUCACACAGCCUUAGGAUUCCAUACAAAAACCACCUCAGUGUAGACCUGGAAACUUUAAUAUGGUAUCUUUACUUUGUCAUCAAUGCCUACCGAGAGUGCAUUUACUGUGGAACAAGAAGCAGGACUGUCCAAGGUAUACAGCAACAUAUGGUGGAUAAAGGCCAUUGUAGAGUUGAGCUGUGGGACGAGAUGCUGGAGUUCUAUGAUCUCGAAGGUAUCAAGAAAAACGGAUCUGAGAAUACAGUUUCCGUCGACAGCGAGACACUUCGAUUGUCAUCUGGGAAACUUCUUUCGCAUCGUACAGCGCCAUCAGUUCGACAGCCACGAACAUCGACCCAGGAUGACAAACAGGAUCAAGACAACCAAGCUUCUCUACCUGUCAAUAAUUCUUCUGAUGCUCUCGCAGCAAAGGAAAAGAAAGACGCCGCGUUGGCGUCUCAGCUCGCCCGACUAAGUGUGCGGGAUCAGCAAAGCUUGAUACAUAUGUCUUCUUCGGAGCAGCGCAGCUUCUUGCUUCAAAGAAAGAAGGAGCUGGACACUGUUCAGCGGGCAGAGCGCAAGAUGCGACUCAAGACAGAAAGAUUGAGCAACAGGACCAUGAUGAAGCACUUCCAGAACGAUGUGCCUGGUCGAAGUAAUGGUUGA